Penicillium atrosanguineum is the source of this 1659-nucleotide messenger RNA. RefSeq lists its product as uncharacterized. NCBI's taxonomy places the organism in Eukaryota, Fungi, Ascomycota, Eurotiomycetes, Eurotiales, Aspergillaceae. Bases 1 to 1659 code for a protein of 552 amino acids. The record is from RefSeq and is a predicted model, not a curated record. The transcript has 5 exons. Gene Ontology annotation, molecular function: FAD binding; oxidoreductase activity.
AUGUGGAAGCUCAUCCGCAACCUCCCAAUCGCCAUUCCGUGCUACCCCGGCCCCUACCAUAACAAGGAUCAAUGUGCCCAUGUCUAUUCGCAACGGUAUAAUUCCACAUUCCAGGAACUGUCUCCUGUGGGGUACUGCUACCCGACCGAUGAGCCCUGUCCACCAGUUGAUCUGCGCAAGGAAACCCCUGGAAAGUGCACCCUCGGGCCCGCUCCGGUGUAUACGAUCAAUGCUACCGAGCCGGCGGAACUUGCCGCGGGUAUGGCCUUUGCCCAGAGGCAUAACAUCCGGUUGGUUGUAAGAAAUACUGGGCAUGAUAUCUUGGGAAAAUCCGAGGGUUAUGGCGCACUUCAAAUCUGGAUCAAGUAUAUCCAGAAGGGUAUCACUAUACAACACAAAUACAGCCCUUCCGAUAAAUGCUCUGAGAGUGACUGGACCGGCGCGGCGCUCACGAUCGGGGGUGGCUAUGUCUGGGCAGAGGUGUAUGAGUUUGUCUUCAAGCGCGGCAUUACGGUUGUCGGCGGUGGCGACCCGACCGUGGGCUGCAUUGGUGGUUACAUACAAGGAGGCGGUCAUUCACCUGCAAGCCACGAUUACGGCCUUGCCGCAGACCAAAUACUCGAAGCCCAAGUUGUUCUUGCAGAUGGCUCAAUUGUGACUGCCAACCCGUGCCAGAACUCAGACCUAUAUUUUGCGAUCCGUGGGGGUGGAGGUGGGAGCUACGGCGUCGUGACCUCCAUGACUGUCAAGGGAUAUCCUUCCAAGCCCGUCGUGGCUCAAUCGCUCACCAUCAUGCCUCUCACAAACGAUACAGAGAUACUGCUAGAUGCGAUCACACAAAUUUGGGAAGACUAUCCACGCCUCAUGGAUGCAGGCUUCUCAGGAUAUGGAACAUGGUCCAUCAACAGCCCCGCGGUACUCUUCGCGAAGCAGACCGUUGGCUAUGUACACGCUAUUGCAGCUAUGGACAAGUCAAUCAAGGAUGCCAAAAACACUUUCAGACCUCUCCACCAGAAACUGGAGAAAUACAAUGGGACUUCGCUCUGUGUCUCAGUGUCCUGGUUUGAGUUCCCCACAUAUGCGGCUUACUACCGUGCCAUGUCUGGCGUCCACCAGCCCGUCGGCUCGCCGAACUCUGCUUUAACAUCGCGCAUGUUCAGUAAAGCCGCUCUCACAGACAGCCACUCCGAUCUCCGCAAUAUGAUCGGUGUCAUUGCAGGACGGCCGAAAGAAAACACUAUUAAUAGUGUGGAACUUGUUGGCGGAGACAAAGUUAUCGCUGACAAGGAUGAUAAAUACUCGGGUGCCAACCCUGCCUGGAGAUCUACUUACAUUGUCAACGUGGUUGGCCGAGGCUGGGCGGAGGGAAGUGAUAUAGGUACUGCCCAAAGAGUCAAAGAUGAUAUCACUUAUCACAAAGGUGGGGCGAUGAGACGCCAGACGCCAGAUGGGGGCAGCUACAUGAACGAGGCUGAUAAAAAUGACCCCCUAUGGGCCUCUGACUUUUAUGGCUCCCACUACCACCGCCUUGCUGCGAUAAAGAAGAGAUAUGACCCGAAUGAUCUCUUUUGGUGCCAUACAUGUGUAGGGAGUCCGUCUUGGCAUCAGCAGUAUUUGGAUGGCAAGGACUACGGGCCUCUUUGCCGGACUGGACAAUGA